CACAGUCUCUCACACUCUCUCUGUACACACACAGUGUGUGGCACGCUGGGACUCCGGUGACGUCAUGCGGAUCUGUACAGAUCUCCCUGAGAAAACCCAAUAGCACCAGAAGUGUCUCCCCAGAACGGCGCUGUGCAAGGGCGGCUCAUCUACACAGCGCUUAGCCACUGGGGAUCUAACAUUGGACUCUGCAAGCCCAGACAGGGACGCGGCGCUUUACUGAGAUAUUAUAAUGGAACUAAGUCUUUCUAAGAAUUCCCCUUCCUAUGUAGAAUUAGGAGGUAUGAAUUUGGAAAGAUUGCCUGAGAGCUUAAGACCCCAACCUUCUCACGACAUGGCUUCCAGUUUCCAUUUGCAAAGAACAUCUGAAUCCAGAGAUCCUAUUGAGAAUUCAGCUAGUGAAUCGUCUGAUACUGAAGUUCCAGAAAAGGAUAGAAGUUUGGAACCAAAAAGUGAGGACGGGACCAUAGAAGAUCCUUCCAAGAAAAAGAAGCAGAGGAGACAAAGAACUCACUUCACCAGCCAACAACUGCAGGAGCUGGAGGCCACCUUUCAGAGAAACCGCUAUCCAGAUAUGAGCAUGAGAGAGGAGAUAGCUGUAUGGACCAAUUUAACAGAGGCCAGAGUCAGGGUCUGGUUCAAAAACCGCAGAGCCAAGUGGAGGAAGAGGGAACGCAACCAACAAAUGGACUUGUGCAAGAAUGGCUAUGUUCCUCAGUUCAGUGGCCUCAUGCAACCCUAUGAUGACAUGUACGCUGGCUAUCCAUAUAACAACUGGGCUACAAAAAGUCUGACUCCUGCACCAUUAUCUACAAAGAGCUUCACCUUCUUCAACUCCAUGAGUCCAUUGUCUUCUCAGUCUAUGUUUUCUGGGCCAAGUUCCAUCUCUUCAAUGAGUAUGCCAUCAGGCAUGGGUCAUUCUGCAGUCCCUGGCAUGCCAAACUCAAGUCUAAAUAACAUCAACAAUCUUAAUAACAUCAGUGGGUCUUCCCUCAAUUCAGCGAUGUCUUCAACUGCUUGUCCAUAUGGACCUCCUGGAUCUCCUUACACCGUUUAUAGGGACACAUGUAAUUCCAGCUUGGCUAGUCUCAGACUUAAAUCCAAGCAGCAUUCAACUUUUGGAUAUAGCAGUUUACAGAGCCCAGGGUCUAGUUUGAAUGCAUGCCAAUAUAACAGUUGAUAAACUGGAUUGCAGAGAAAUGUGCCCUGUGGACUUUGCUUUCCGAAUGGACCAGAAAAAGAAAAUGUUUUGCAAGAGACACCAAACAAAUCAAAUAACAUGGAUGAGUUGCAAUUUCUCUCUGGAUUUAUGCGGGUUGUAUGUACUUGAACUUGCACAGGAGUAACCAAUAUCCACUAAGGUGGAAGUAAAGUUUUUUUUUUUUUUUUUACAUACAUUUUGGUGGUAAUCAAAAGGAUAAAAAAAAAAGUAAUUGGGGCUGUUUUGUGGUGGGACUCUGAGAUUGGUUAUCUUGCUAAUCACUCAACCACCAGGAACAAAAUAUAAAGACAAGACAAGAAACUAAAACCAAUACAAACAGGAAUUUGCAGAGUAAGAAUCUAAGGGGAGAGAAGGGAGAGAAUAAAAAAGAA
Molecule: messenger RNA, 1593 nt
Organism: Pelobates fuscus (common spadefoot toad)
Lineage: Eukaryota; Metazoa; Chordata; Amphibia; Anura; Pelobatidae
Gene: PITX1
Product: paired like homeodomain 1
Exons: 5
Coding region: 233-1180 (315 amino acids)
Biological process (GO): anatomical structure morphogenesis; regulation of transcription by RNA polymerase II
Cellular component (GO): nucleus
Molecular function (GO): DNA-binding transcription factor activity, RNA polymerase II-specific; RNA polymerase II cis-regulatory region sequence-specific DNA binding
Source: RefSeq, a predicted model, not a curated record